CCUGUUUUUCUCUUUAUAUGGGCUGUGGGUUAUGGUAGCGAUCGAGUGUGUGCGCAAGCCUUAAAUAUACAUAAUAUAUUCUGUUCAUCAUUUUUUAAAUUUGACUGGUUGAAAUAAAUUGCGGUGUCAAUGACUGAGACAAGUCCUUGGCGACGCAUUGUUAAAUAAGGAAUGAGGUCCAGACUUGACAUUCUUGAAUAACUGGAUAUAUAGAGUGGGCAGCGGUCCUGUUCGGCAGUCCGCUUAGAUAACCAUUGGUGAAGAACAUUGUCAACUAUGGUGAAAAAUAGUUCGCCAGUUGUAACUCUUGCGAUUGCUAUAUUAUGUUAUUUGAACGAAGUACACACGUACAACGAUAACACGCAAAUAUAUAAAAAUGUAUACAACAAUAAUGGAUUAGGUGGUUACAGUUUUGAGUUUGAAACUUCUGAUGGUACCUAUAGAUGGGAAGAAGGUGGUCGCAGUCCAGACAAUGAUGGACUGGUCGUGAGGGGAGAGUUCGGGUACAUAGAUCCAAGAGGCAAGCGCUACUCGGUGCGAUAUAUCGCCGACGCCAAUGGCUAUCAACUGCAGCCCGACGAUGGUGAUACACGAUUUAAUGAUAGACGUAUAGUAUAAUUUUAAAUAAAAUAGUUAUCAAAAUAUCGUUUAG
Ostrinia furnacalis (Asian corn borer) is the source of this 652-nucleotide messenger RNA. RefSeq names its product endocuticle structural protein SgAbd-6-like. The transcript has 3 exons. Lineage: Eukaryota; Metazoa; Arthropoda; Insecta; Lepidoptera; Crambidae. The record is from RefSeq and is a predicted model, not a curated record. Gene Ontology annotation, cellular component: chitin-based extracellular matrix. Gene Ontology annotation, molecular function: structural constituent of chitin-based larval cuticle. The coding region runs from base 277 to 618 and encodes 113 amino acids.